Messenger RNA from Baudoinia panamericana UAMH 10762, 742 nucleotides. RefSeq lists its product as uncharacterized. Lineage: Eukaryota; Fungi; Ascomycota; Dothideomycetes; Mycosphaerellales; Teratosphaeriaceae. The transcript has 6 exons. Bases 164 to 697 code for a protein of 177 amino acids. The record is from RefSeq and is a predicted model, not a curated record.
AAAAAAAAGACGUUGUAGCAUACAGUCGUUACAAGAACGUAGAUUGAUCCAACUACGGAAGGCACGACAAGACUAAACCUCACACUCAUCUGACACGCUAAAAGAGCCGCUUACCUGCAAGGUCAUCCUUCUCAAGCACGUCAUCUGGUCACGUGCCGUCAUCAUGGCUUCGCUGUACGACAUGAGUGUUCCUAUCUACACUCAAGCUCUGAAGAACACUCUGGCCUUUCUCAAGAAGGGAGAAGCCUGGUGCAAGGACAAUGGCCACCCAGUCGAGAAGCUUCUGGAAGGCAAGCUUGCUGAGGACAUGAAGCCACUUCCAUUCCAGAUCUGCACUAUCAGCAACACGGCCAAGCUCACCUGCGUCCGGAUUGCAGGCACCGAAAAUGAUCCGUGGGAGGACAAUGAGACCACAUUCGAGCAGCUCUACGAGCGCAUCACGAAGACCAUCAAGUUCCUGGAGAAGGUCAAACCGGAGGACUUCGCCGGAAAGGAACAGUCCCAAGUCGUGAUGAAGACGGGCGUCGGAGAUUUCAAGUUCACCGGCUUGUCCUACCUUCAAAGCUUCGCUCUACCGAACUUCUUCUUCCACGAAAUGGCCGCUUAUGCUAUUCUUCGCAACCAAGGCGUUCCCAUCGGGAAGUUUGACUACCUAGGUUCCGCAGGGCAGGACGCCGAGAAGGUUCAGACCUCGUAGUAAAGCAGUAAACCGUAAUUGCAAGGGCUGGCGGGUAUACGUCGA